Molecule: messenger RNA, 3280 nt
Organism: Aphanomyces invadans
Lineage: Eukaryota; Oomycota; Saprolegniomycetes; Saprolegniales; Verrucalvaceae
Exons: 3
Coding region: 68-2185 (705 amino acids)
Molecular function (GO): protein binding
Source: RefSeq, a predicted model, not a curated record
CGAAACGCUCCAGAAUCCAUCCACUCUCAGACUGUUGUCGUCGUGCGCCGAGUGCCAUGUUGCCUAGAUGACCAAGGGAAUGACCUCGGCUCCCUUUCCAGAUGCGCAUGAACGACGACAUUCGUUGCGGAUGGCGGCAACGCUCGCCUCCUCGAAAAAGGCGUCCCGUAGACAUGUUCCGCACACGUCGCAGCCGUCUCCAGGGCUCCACUCAGCCCACCUCCAACAACUCGUGUCUUUGCGAGAAGCCAACCGGGCUUGCGUCGUCACCUCUCCGAGGUUCACCAAGGAUCAGCUACCGACCACCCAUCCCCGACGCUACCAAGCACCAACCACACACCAGACCGUCGAAUUCCCGUUGUUCAAAAUCAAUUGCGCCGUCCAACACAACAGCACCCCAAUCGAGCGCACCCCCGCGAGCCGCAGUACGCCGUGCAUGCCCAUACAGUCCCCGACAAAUCUCGAGACCAAGGAUCGGUUGGCCCAUCAACUUCCGACUGCAUUGCUGGGCCGACGCCACGUCUUGCCGUCGAAGACAGCGGCGGCGUUUUCGACACCAUCCUGCUCCUCGUCCACGACAACGUUGGCGAGAUACCGCCGGCUCAUCGGUAUGUUUGCACGAAAGCUGGCAGCGCAAGUCGUCGCAGUUGCUGUUUCGAUCGUGGCCAUGAAGCGACAUCAUGCGGCGCGGGUGGUGCAGCGAGCAUGCCGGCGUCAUGUUCUCCAUCACAGGCAUACAUGCGCCGCCCUUGUUGUACAGCGGCUGUGGCGCGGUCACAUUGGUCGCCUUGCUGCCCAGCGCUUGGUGCGUCAGGUCGCUAUUAAAUUUCGCGCUGCAUUUCAGAUUGGACGAGCUGGUCGACUGUGGCGCCGACGGCUUGCAUGCCGUGCUUGGCGACGGGAGGCGAUGGAGGCGCAGGCUCGUGCGUGUCGAGUGAUCCAAGGCAGCUAUCGCCGUCACCGCAAUCGUCGGCUCGAGACCCAACGACAACAGCGUCGGCGCUUUGCAGUGUGUGCAGUUCAAGCGUGGUGGAGACGGCGGCGAAGGCUUCAGGUGGCAGCAGCCAUGCAGAUUCAAGCUUGGGCUCGACGUCGGUCCAGACAAAGGCGAAACAGCGCGUGGGGUCGCAUUUGGACGCUGCUCCAAGCAACCUGGCGAAUGCACGUGGCAAGAACUAGGUUUGGUGCACUGAAGCUCCACACCAUUCAGCUCCAGCGGCGCCACCGUCGGCGGUCGAACCUGCGGGCUGCGCCAUCCACAACCCCGCCGAAGCGUGACGAAUCAAGGCCCAUCAUCGCCGAGAUCGCAGCACAGCGCAUCCACCACGGCAACAACACGACGCCAUUCGAGACGGACCACGUGCUGCCAAUCCAGACAAAUCAAGGAAGCCCACGAGGAUGGGAGGUCGAGAUAUCUGCUGGAACGUCGUCUGCGACAUCAGUUUCAGUUGACGAUGCGCUCCUUUCACAGCCACAUGAGGGCCGACUCAACCACACACACACAACUGCGAUCGGUCGUCGUCCGUCGGCGGUGUUGCAAGAGGACCCGGUGCUUGCGCGCCACCCCAACGCUUCAUCGUGUGCCGCCCACGACUCAUCGCGACAGGCUCAAGUUGCCACGGGGAUGUCUCCGCUGGACACCAGCCCCCCCUCUGCUUCAUCUUGUUGGACAAGCCACGAAGACAAGUUAGCCCAGCCCUUGGCGUGGGUGCUGUCCGUGCCCACCACCGAGUCGGCACGCCCGACACCGACUCGAUUCCUUCCAUCGCGUCCAACUGUCGCCGUUCCAUCGGUCACUUGCGACAUCGACUCGCCUAUUCCCUCGAAUGAUGCGGACGAGAGCCUAUAUCAUCGUCGUGUGCUGUGGUGCUUUGUACAAAAUUGGUGGCGACCGCGCCAUCGCCGUCGCCACCGCAGUUGUAUGACACUGCAAGCGUGGUUUCGCUGCUGCUGGGCGCGUCAGGUAGUUCGCCAUCGACGUGCUCAAGCCAUUGAAACGCUCCGUGCGUGGAUGAAGACCCAUGGCCCGCCGCCGGCCGUCGACAGAAACGACGCCAUUCCAGUGCAUGCACACGUUGACCCUGGCAUCUUUCCCAUCCAUCGAUCGGUCCCCGUGGGGUGCCAAGUCAAGCCGUCCGUGUUUGUGUGGACAUGGGACCCGUCAAACGAUCGCUGGACGACUUAACUGGCAUUAUAAGUGACCGACCGAGAUAUCGUCUGUGAUAUCGUGUAGACAUGGCCAGUGCCGAGCUCGGGGGGCACGAACGUCGUCCCGGGGGGAAACUGGAACGAUGGAGCUGCGGAGGGACAUGCUGGGGCCGGGGGUGCGGCCGAUGGUGGUGGUCGCGAGCUGAAAGUCGUGGGAGGGGCAGCAACGGCUGCUAAAUACCGCGACGCAACGUCCGAAUAGGGUCUUGACAGAGUUGACGCAGGUCGUGUCGAGGUUGCGGUAAUUGCGGGUGGAGGAAUUGCGGUGGCUACAGCUGGUGCAGUGGAUGCGGGUGGUGAAGGGCCAUUCAAUGACGGGGUUUCUAUAGAUGAACCGCAUGACGCACAGAACUUUGAGCUGGGAGUCGAAAGUGCGGCUCCGCAUUGACGGCAGGGACGACUUUGCGAAGACAUUUGUGGAGGUGACGGCUGUGCGGUCGUGGGCACCGCAGGUUGAGAUGGGCUUUGACCACAGGAGGAACAAUGCUUGCGUCGUAGGCUUUCGUGGGCGUCACCGUGACCGCAAGGAUGGAUGGCAUGCUGGUCGAAAGUAGAAGGCGACGAGAACGGUCGACGAGUUCUCCCCACGACUGAUUUCUGCGGCGUUUCACGAGGCAAAGCCUUGGGCGCCGACGACCUACUACUUCGCUCCAGUUGGGCUAGUUUCGCGUCGGCCAUUGCCCGUUUUGCAGCGGCGAUCUCGCGCGCACGCUCUUCGUCGGAUUCCUUUUGUGGCUGCUCGCGUCGGAGCUUUUCCUCGGCAUCAGAUGCGUUCAACCGGUAUGGCCGACGACUUGACGAUAAAGGCGUUGCAGGAGUUGGCGGAGCUUCUGCAGGGGAAGUGGCCGAAAUGAGGCUCCUUCGAGUUGCCGAGCCGCAAGACGGACAGAAUUUCGUUGUCGAUGAUGGCAGGCCGACGCCACACGAUGCACACACAGCAGAAGCUGGCAACGGCGAGGUUCCGAGCGAUUGUGGUGUGCCACAGCUCAUGCAGAAUCGACUUUUGGGCGGCAAGGCCUCGGAGCAGUGGAAGCAAACGGAGCUUUGCCGCGGCAUUCGUCGUCGAAUGCGC